Molecule: messenger RNA, 1689 nt
Organism: Cylindrotheca closterium
Lineage: Eukaryota; Bacillariophyta; Bacillariophyceae; Bacillariales; Bacillariaceae
Source: the annotation of a GenBank genome assembly
AUGAAAGUAUUCAACAUCCUAUCCGUGCUUGCUGCAUUGGCAACCGUGGUCAAUGCGCUGCCAACUGAGACUUGCGCUCAACAAAGCGAAUGUAUUUCCUUCGAUAUCAAAAAGAUGGACUCUGACGCCUGUGGAAUCGGAGGAGACUGUGUGGUAGAAAUCUGUAUGUUUGUCUCUGGAACGAGCGGCAACUGUAUCAAGGGCGGUACCGACACCUUCAGCCACAUGUGUAUGCAGAGCGAUGCGUCAGGCUGCCCUGCCUGGAAGGAAGAUGGUGCCCCUGCUUUGGGAGAAGGCGAUUCCACCACCUGUACCGCUUCUGGAGAAGGUUACGGCACUGUUACUUUUGAUGGAAAGUGCUCCGGAAACGAUGUCCUCAUGUGUCAAGAGGGAAAGCCCGGCGACACUCUUUACUGGAUUCUCAAAGACGGAGGAAGCACUAUUGAAGAAGACGUGACCUACGAUUUGCCGUACACCGUUGCAGGUGAAACUGAAGACUGCUCUAACACUGUUAGAUGCUUCAACGGAGAGUACAACUGUGGUGAAAAUGAUAACAAGGCGCAACAGGCCCGAGAACGUACCUGGUCCUUUACCAUCCCUGAAGGAGACGGCAGCUCUUGUGAUGUCUGUGCCCCUGGUACUCCACCUGGCGAUGAGCCACCAACUGAUGAGACACCAACUGAUACCCCUCCAACUGGUACCCCACCAACUGAUGAGCCACCAACUGAUGAGCCACCAACUGGUACCCCACCAACUGAUGAGCCACCAACUGAUACUCCUCCAACUGGUACCCCACCCACCGGAUCUCCUCCAACUGAUGAGCCACCAAUCAGUACUCCUCCACUUACCCCUGAAGAUCCUGAAGAGCCAGCAGUCGCCGCCCCCACCUCCGAAAACGAGUCUACACCCACACCAGGAAGCAACGGAGAUCCUCAUUUCAAGACUUGGAAUGGAGAGCACUUCGAGUUCCACGGACAGUGUGAUCUUGUCUUGGCUAAGGAUGCUGACUUUGCCGAAGGACUCGGUUUGGAUAUCCAAAUCCGAACCAAGCUUGUCCGUUACUGGUCUUACAUCAAGAGAGCUGCCAUUCGCAUUGGCGAGGAUAUCCUUGAAAUUGAAGGAAGCGUCGAUGAGCAAAACCCAGUCUACUGGAUCAACUUUGAACACCAACGCGAAGACGCCAAGACCAUUGGUGGAUUCCCAUUGAAUAUCAUUGCCUCUACUGGUCGCUUCCGCAAGCAUCACUUUGAAAUCGAUCUGAGCUCCAAGUACCCCGGUGUCAAGAUUGCUGUUUCCACCAUGAAGGAAUUCAUCAAGGUUGACUUUGUUGGUGCCACUGAAGAAGCCUUCGGCAAUGUCGUUGGUAUCUUGGGCGAAUUCAAGACUGGAAAGACCUUGGGCCGUGACCAAGCCACUGAAGUUCAUGACUUUAACCAACUCGGAAACGAGUGGCAAGUCCAACCCAUGGACCACAUGCUGUUCCACGAUGUUUCGGAUCCGCAAUUCCCCAAGCGUUGCGUGCUUCCAGAAGAUCCUCAAGGACAACGUCGUCGCCGUCUGGAAGAAUCCUCCGUCACUGUUGAAGAUGCCGAAAAGGCAUGCUCCACUUUGGCCGACGAACUCUCCCGCAAGGACUGUGUCUAUGACAUUAUCGCCACCCAAGACAUGGACAUGGUCGGUGCCUUUUAA